Megalopta genalis is the source of this 1130-nucleotide messenger RNA. RefSeq names its product histone H3. NCBI's taxonomy places the organism in Eukaryota, Metazoa, Arthropoda, Insecta, Hymenoptera, Halictidae. The record is from RefSeq and is a predicted model, not a curated record. Gene Ontology annotation, molecular function: protein heterodimerization activity; DNA binding; structural constituent of chromatin. Gene Ontology annotation, cellular component: nucleosome.
UUUCAUAACCUUCGUAGAAGAAAUGGCACGUACCAAGCAGACCGCUCGUAAAUCAACUGGUGGAAAGGCUCCACGUAAGCAGUUGGCAACGAAGGCCGCUCGUAAGAGCGCGCCUGCAACUGGAGGAGUGAAGAAACCCCAUCGCUACAGGCCUGGAACCGUUGCUCUUCGUGAAAUCAGAAGAUAUCAGAAGAGUACCGAGCUUCUCAUCCGUAAACUGCCUUUCCAGCGUCUGGUUCGUGAAAUCGCUCAGGACUUCAAGACCGACCUGCGUUUCCAGAGCUCCGCUGUCAUGGCUCUUCAGGAAGCCAGCGAGGCCUAUCUAGUUGGUCUGUUCGAAGACACUAACCUUUGCGCCAUCCAUGCCAAGCGCGUCACCAUCAUGCCUAAAGACAUUCAGCUGGCUCGUCGUAUUCGUGGAGAGAGAGCUUAAUUUGCUUCUUUCUAUCUAUUCACAAACGGCCCUUUUCAGGGCCAAAAUUUGUUAAACGUAGUAACACUGAAUUUCAACUGGUACGCUGCCCUUUGAGAAGCUCUGUUAAAGAACGUUCUUUGAUGAUGCUUCACACAUACAUAUUCCAGAUUAAUAUCAUAUACCUAAUCCGUUCUUCUAGAAUAUCAGUUACGCUUGCAAUUAGUAAAUGCUGAUUAAAGCAAAGGAGUGGUUGUAUUAUCGUUCUUCUACCUCGACACGAAACAUGUUAAGGACUGAAAGUAUAAUUAAUCUAAUUCGAUGUUAAAUAUUUUUUAGGUUUAAUUGACAAUUUAUAUUAAGUUUUUACGUACUUUCCUACAGCAGUAUAUUGUUAACUCAUAUACUGCCAACUACUAGAUAUUUCGUAGUCGAUGCUGACUAUGAUGCGACUGUUACAGGAUUUUUUUAAUAUUUUGUUCUACCUAAGCAAUUUGAAGUUCGAGACCAGUCCAUCCAACAUUUACUUAUUAUUUCUUACUUAUUUAUCUAUUUAAACAAAAAAUGCUAGUGUUUAGAACACAUUUUUUCAAAACAGGCUUGGCAACGAAUAUGUUAAAACGUCCUAAAGCUUGGUCCAUAAAGGAAUCUUAUUAAGGUAGUAGAGACAACGGAUUUUUAUGAAAUUUUGUGCACCAAAAUAAAAUUCAGAUCAAGA